Malania oleifera is the source of this 822-nucleotide messenger RNA. RefSeq lists its product as uncharacterized. Lineage: Eukaryota; Viridiplantae; Streptophyta; Magnoliopsida; Santalales; Ximeniaceae. Bases 125 to 517 code for a protein of 130 amino acids. The record is from RefSeq and is a predicted model, not a curated record. The transcript is spliced from 2 exons.
GCAGAGCAGUCCCUCCAUAUAUUAUUCCUAGCAAUCAAAACAAGAAAAAGGAAAAAGAAGAAAGAAAAAGGCUAUACCUAGCUAGAUCAUAUACUAAUUACAUAUCACGCAUAAGCUAGGGAAAAUGAAGAUAAAAGGUCUUGCAAUAUGGCUUCUCUUCAUGAUCAUCUUGUGGAGUCAAAGCCUCUUGAGCGUGUUGGCUGCUGCUGCUGCGGCCGCAAACCCUCUCACCUUCAAAGACAAAGAAAUGCAUGCAGGUGGGAAUGCAACAAUUGGGUUUGGCGGGGAAAUAGGAGAUGAAAGGAAGGAAGAGGUCUUAAUGAAUCCAAUAAAGGCGAAGAGAGGGCCAAACAAGGGAGGUAAUGGGGGCGUAAAUCUCAUCCAUCGCCCGCCCAAGGGUCAAAAAAGUGCAGCACUGCCUUUGCUGCCGAGGCCAUACGCAUCCUUCUUCUUCUUCUUCUCAAUCAGUACUCUUGCCUGUGUCGGCUCUGUUUUGCUUCUUGCUUUUCCCUUCUGAUUGUUUAAGGUGUGAUGAUUUUUGGAAUGCCUUAGUAUCAAGUAAGCAUAAUAAAUUCAGAGAGAGAGAGGUUGAUUUGAUUUGUCUUUCUUUCACAUCCAUGCCAAAUUAAUUUGCUUGGGUUUUGUUAUGUGUGAUAGAUGAGGAAAGCUAGAGAGAGAGAGAGAGAGAGAGAGAGGGGUUAAUUUGAUUUGUCUUUCUUUCACGUCCGUCCCACUUUACUAGGGUUUUGUCAUGUAAUAUUUGCUUUCUACUAGUUAUAUAUAUAUAUAUAUAUAUAUGUGUGUGGAUCAUGCCUUUUAUUA